Arachis ipaensis is the source of this 2021-nucleotide messenger RNA. Its product is annotated as chaperonin CPN60-2, mitochondrial. Gene Ontology annotation, molecular function: ATP binding; ATP-dependent protein folding chaperone. Gene Ontology annotation, biological process: protein refolding. The record is from RefSeq and is a predicted model, not a curated record. Lineage: Eukaryota; Viridiplantae; Streptophyta; Magnoliopsida; Fabales; Fabaceae.
AUGUAUCGCUUUGCCACUUCCCUAGCCUCUAAAGUCAGGAUUGCCAGGAACAGCAGUCAACAGAUUGGAAGUAGGUUGAGUUGGAGCAGGAAUUAUGCGGCCAAGGAUAUUCGAUUUGGUGUGGAGGCUCGGGCUGCGAUGCUUAAGGGUGUUGAAGAGCUUGCUGAUGCUGUGAAAGUUACAAUGGGUCCUAAGGGGCGUAAUGUGGUGAUUGAGCAAAGUUUUGGUGCCCCUAAAGUGACAAAAGAUGGUGUCACUGUAGCCAAGAGCAUUGAAUUCAAGGAUAAAGUAAAAAAUGUAGGUGCUAGUCUUGUAAAGCAGGUUGCAAAUGCAACCAAUGAUGUCGCUGGUGAUGGUACUACAUGUGCGACAGUUCUUACUCGAGCAAUUUUCACGGAAGGGUGUAAGUCAGUUGCUGCUGGAAUGAAUGCAAUGGACCUGAGGCGAGGUAUAAAUAUGGCUGUUGAUGCUGUGGUGACAAACCUGAAAAGCAGAGCAAGGAUGAUUAGUACUUCUGAAGAAAUAGCUCAGGUUGGGACAAUAUCAGCUAAUGGGGAAAGAGAAAUUGGUGAGUUAAUUGCAAAGGCUAUGGAGAAAGUUGGCAAAGAGGGUGUAAUCACUAUCUCAGAUGGUAAGACACUGUAUAACGAGUUAGAAGUUGUUGAAGGAAUGAAGCUUGAUAGGGGCUACAUUUCUCCAUAUUUCAUAACUAACCAGAAGAACCAGAAAUGUGAACUUGAGGAUCCACUCAUUCUAAUCCAUGAGAAGAAAAUCUCAAGUAUAAAUGCUAUAGUCAAAGUAUUAGAGUUGGCUUUAAAGAGACAAAGACCUUUGUUGAUUGUUGCCGAAGAUGUGGAAAGUGAUGCCCUUGCAACUCUUAUUCUAAAUAAACUUCGUGCUGGAAUCAAGGUAUGUGCCAUCAAAGCCCCUGGUUUUGGUGAAAACAGGAAAUCUGGACUUCAGGAUCUUGCUGUUCUUACGGGAGGUGAUCUUAUCACUGAAGAGCUAGGCUUGAAUCUUGAAAAAGUGGAUUUGGAGAUGCUUGGCACCUGUAAAAAGGUAACAAUUUCUAAAGAUGACACUGUCAUUCUUGAUGGUGCUGGUGACAAGAAAGUAAUUGAGGAAAGAUGUGACCAGAUUAGGUCAGCAAUUGAAAAUAGCACUUCAGAUUAUGACAAGGAAAAGUUGCAGGAACGCCUGGCCAAACUUUCUGGGGGUGUUGCAGUGCUUAAGAUUGGAGGAGCCAGUGAGGCUGAAGUUGGUGAGAAGAAGGACAGAGUGACAGAUGCCUUGAAUGCAACCAAGGCUGCUGUAGAGGAGGGCAUAGUACCUGGUGGCGGUGUUGCUCUUCUUUAUGCAUCAAAAGAAUUAGAUAAGCUUCCAACUGCCAACUUCGAUCAAAAGAUAGGCGUACAAAUUAUCCAAAAUGCCUUGAAGACACCUGUCCACACAAUUGCAUCAAAUGCUGGAGUUGAGGGUGCUGUCGUUGUUGGAAAACUAUUGGAACAGGACAAUCCUGAUCUUGGAUAUGAUGCAGCAAAAGGUGAAUAUGUUGAUAUGGUUAAAUCCGGAAUUAUUGAUCCAUUGAAGGUGAUCAGAACCGCCUUGGUUGAUGCCGCCAGUGUAUCCUCUUUGAUGACAACGACUGAGGCUGUUAUUGCUGAACUCCCAAAGGAAGAUGAGGCUCCUCAAAUGGCUGGUGGCAUGGGUGGAAUGGGGGGAAUGGGUGGCAUGGGUUAUUAGUAAUUGCUAUUUCCCUGUUAAUUUGGGUUCCUUUUGGAGAACAAGAAUGGUCCUGGUGCUCCACUAAUUUUUAGCUUUUUUGUCUUAUUUUGUUAUCAUAAGGCACCCAUGUAUUCAUAGUGAGAGAUCGAAGAUGUUAGUUAGGAAAACGUGAUGAUUGUUUUGAAAUGGUAACCAACUUUGGGACCAUUUUUACAUCUACAUUUUGAUUUACGGAACAUUGUUUCCCUGAUAAUUAUCAAUUGAAAGAUGGCCUUCACUGGUUAGCCCCUUCUGCC